Styela clava is the source of this 1310-nucleotide messenger RNA. The record is from RefSeq and is a predicted model, not a curated record. Lineage: Eukaryota; Metazoa; Chordata; Ascidiacea; Stolidobranchia; Styelidae.
AUUCAGAAAUUGGAACUGAAUUUUAAUUCGACAAAGAAGGAACCGGAAUGAAUCUUCGCGAGAGUAAUUUUUACAUAAAUGUUGAUUUGCAUUCUUUUUUUAGAUUAGAAUCUAUUUUUGCUGAGAACAAGCGCACGUGAAUGAUUGAUUGUCAUGUCUCUUUUACAAGGAGCUGUGUUGUCGCAAGUACCGGGUAAUGAAGGAUGGCCUGAUGAUGCUUGCUUAUAUCAACCAUUUGAAGAUCAUCAAAUACUUCUGAACGAAAAUGCACCUUGUUUGGCAGUUCAAGUUUAUAUUCAUAUGUGUGGACUUGAUGUCAAGGUCAUUUAUAGGACAAAUGCAGAGUUUAUGUCUCCUACAAGAAAACUCCCAUUGCUGCGAUGUGGAAAUCUUGUGAUUUCAGAACCUACUGCCAUUAUUGGAUUACUAAAGCAAAGGGGUUAUGCACUUGGAGGUGAUUUUUCAGAAAGUCAACAACAUGACAUGAAGGCAUACAUCGAACUGGUAAAUAAUGUGCUAGUCCCUGCGGAACUGUUUGUUACAUGGAUGGAUGACAGAACUUAUAAAGAGAGCACAUGUAAGCGAUAUGGUUCACCAUACAGCUGGCCGCUAAAUACUAUUCUGUGUUGGAUAAAAAGGAAAGAAGUCAUGCAUUAUCUUGAUGCAGUGGGUUGGAAGAAAGGAAAGAAGACAAUUACAAGUUUAGAGGAUGAUGUACAAAGAUGUUGUUCUGCUUUGUCUGAAAAGCUUGGAGAGAAGGAAUAUUUUUUAGGCAACCAACCUACAGAGUUGGAUGCACUUGUUUUCGGGCAUUUAUUUACAAUCUUAACUACUCGACUACCUGAUAACAGACUUGCGGAAACUGUGAGGAAAUUCGACAACCUUGUGGCUUUUUGUAGAAACAUUGAUAAAAACUUUUUUGUGCAAGAUGACAGUAACGAAAUUUCAACCACAGAUGAAUAAAUACAGGAUUUCAACACGAGAGCUAACACAGCAUGCCGAAAAUGGUAUGCAUCAUGAAAGAUUUCCUUUUGCGAGCAAUUGCAAAACUUGUGUCUAUUUGUGAAACUGCUAUUUUUAUAAUGUCAUCAGUUGAAUAGUUCAAAAUUGAUGAAUUUUGUUGUCAUCUAAUGUACCAGUGGUUCCCAACCUUCCAUGGCUUGUGGACCCUUUUUAGGGGGGGUUCUCAUGGCCCCCAUGUUUAUCAUUCAAGCUGUGUUUAUACUGUUAUUUUGAUUGGUGAAUUUUAAAUCUCAUUACCGGUAUGUUCAAACAAUUCAUGAUCAACAAAGUGAAAACACCCUUUGAAA